This is a messenger RNA of Symbiodinium natans, 1458 nucleotides long. The record is from the annotation of a GenBank genome assembly. NCBI's taxonomy places the organism in Eukaryota, Dinophyceae, Suessiales, Symbiodiniaceae.
AUGAUCCGAUACACGGAGGGAUUGCACCUGCUUUUCAAGCUGAAGGGCUCCGUCAUUCCUACAGCUGUGCUUUGCUCGUUGCCUUCAGUGAUCCUGGCAUUUCUGCUGAUCGCCCUCCAACAGAAUGCCGAAGACGAGUUUACCUCUACCAACAUUGCGGGCGACCUGAGCAAGAGCCAGGUUUGGAGCGCGAUGACAGUGACGCUGACCACUUUGAUAAGCUUUCGCACAAGACAAGCUCUGGGGCGCUUCUGGGAGGGGACCGGCUUGAUACACCAGAUGCGAGGCGAGUGGUUUGACUCCGUCAGCUGCCUUCUCUCGUUCUCGAGGCAUGCGCUGGCCACGAAGCAUGAGGAAGUGAUGCAGUUCCGGCACACCCUGGUUCGCUUGACAUCCCUGAUGCACGGCUCGGCCCUCGACGAGAUUAGUGGCAGCAAGGAUGACAGCUACCAGACCAUCGACGUCAUGUCACUGGACUCCGCAACUUUGCGGAUCCUGCGUGACUGCAAGCUGAAGUACGAUUGGAACAAGGUAUGCGCGCUGCAGCACAUGAUCCAGGUUCUCAUCACGCACAAUCUGCGCAUAGGUGUUUUGGACAUUCCACCGCCCAUCCUCUCGCGAGUGUACCAGACUCUGUCGCGAGGGUUUGUGAAUCUGUUGAAUGCCGUGAAGAUCAAGGAUACAAACUUCCCUUUCCCGUGGGCGCAAAUUAUCAUGCUCCUCUUGGUUGUGCACUCUGUUUUCACUCCGUGCGUGGUGACGUCCUUCAUGACGAGCUACCAGUGGGCAAUUCCUGUGACCUUCGUUCCUGUGUUUGGCAUGUUUGCUCUGAACCAGGUGGCUGCGCAGCUCGAAAUGCCCUUUGGUCAGGAUGAUAACGAUCUUCCGCUAGAACACUUCCAGAAGGAGAUGAAUCUCAGCCUGCUCCAGCUGUUGCACGAGAUGUCAGAUCACCUGCCGAGCAUAAAGCCCAACGCCAAGACGCACAUUGACGAAUUGAGGUGCUUCGUUGUUCCUGGGCCCGGCUGUGGUGUGAUGAAGAAGAGUGACAGCAAGGUUUUCGAGACACUAUCUCUGGAAGAGGAUGGUGAAGUGGAAGCCUCGCUUUGUGUGCCCGAGAAAAAGCUGGAAGAGGCGUUGCCAACGCCCUCCGAGGAUAUGGGCGAGAUCAAGGAUGACCUGCCGUCACUGAGGGUCCUCGAGGAGAAAGCUACCCUUCAUCCCGAAGAGCUCAAGCUUGGGGUGGCGGAGCCAGAGGCCACGGUGUACGCCCUUGCUGCUCAGCAUGUGGGUGAGAUCGCGAAGAGCACAGAAGCUUUGAUGGCUUUGGGGCAAUCACUGCCCAUGGCAUUGAGACAACACUCGGAGGCCAUGAGCCGCUUCACGGAAUCCGUCCCACAGAUUUUGGCAAGGAUGGCAAGUUCAGAGCAGCUGACAUCGACAACCGAAGGAUCCUAG